AUGCGUCGGGGCGACUUCCAGUUUUACGAGGACAACAAAAAGCGCACACUAUUGGCAACUCUCGAUGAGCACGCCGUGGGAUCUGCCGGAAAACCUGGUGGCAAGAAGAUGAUUCUGACCAAAGAAUGUGGUAUCAUCUUGGACGGCAAGGAUGUCAUCCUCAAGACCUGGCGCUGGGAUCGCAAGGCUCAGAGAGCUGGCUCGCCACCGUCAGAACCGGUUGCUAUCAACUUGAAUGCCAGCUUGGCGUUCACUUAUCGAGACCGUAACUCGAUUUCCAUAAAGUUUGCUCCAUGUCAUGGAACUCUUGUGGAUUUCGCUUGUGGUGAACGUCUUCGACGUACAGACUCAUACUUCGACCACGCUCGUCGCGUGACAGAAGGGCCUCAUCGUGGCAAACUGCUGAUCGAUCAAGAAGUGCCAACGUUGCAGCAACGACAGAAACGAAUAGAGCUCGAGUCACUGGAGAAGAGGAGCAAGUCAAAACCCAGAAGCAAAGAUGUUGCACAUGAUCAAAUUAAGCAAAUUGUUUCAACACUGGAAACCAAGUUUGACGGGUAUGAAGGAUGUCGCGUCACACCGGCACCAGACGGGAACUGGAGAGAGAAGGCGUAUCUACAGAGUCUCCGCGAAAUCCCAAUCUUGCCUGCAACAGGCUACGAGGUGGGCCAAAUACCAACACUGCUCGGGUCGGUGGUGCAAGCAAACGAUGCGUCCGAGUCACUAAAACGUCUCAAGAACGAGUCCAAUGGAAAAUGGCGCGGGUCAGUGGAGAUUCAUAGAAUGAUUGCUCAGGAAAACCCAGGCCUCCCACGAACGGGAUCUUUGACGAAUGCAAGCGGGCGCUACUCGCAAGAGUUGCGAGUUGCUGGAGGUAAUAGCACAAAGUCAGUAGGCGAGCGCUUGGCCACAAUUUCGGGCUCGAAACUCGAUCCAUUCCUUCGCGAACAUUGCGCCAGCGAUGAAUUGGUCGUGGUAGCUUGUCUACGUGCUGAUGACCGUCAGUCGCGUGCUGUGGAAGCAAAACUCGAGCAGAUCCAAUUGAUUCUCUCCGAGCGAAACCAGAACCCUGCAACGAUAUCAAAAAGCAAUUGUCGCUUGGUUAAAUGCGACCUCGCUGAAUCUCCAGCACUGGCUGACCGCUAUCGAGUUCGUGCCGUGCCCACAUUCCUCAUGUACGCACGCUGCGCUAUUCACUCAUAG
Messenger RNA from Phytophthora infestans T30-4, 1203 nucleotides. RefSeq lists its product as uncharacterized. The coding region runs from base 1 to 1203 and encodes 400 amino acids. The transcript has 5 exons. The record is from RefSeq and is a predicted model, not a curated record. Lineage: Eukaryota; Oomycota; Peronosporomycetes; Peronosporales; Peronosporaceae.